This is a messenger RNA of Glarea lozoyensis ATCC 20868, 1260 nucleotides long. RefSeq lists its product as uncharacterized. Bases 1 to 1260 code for a protein of 419 amino acids. The record is from RefSeq and is a predicted model, not a curated record. The transcript has a single exon. NCBI's taxonomy places the organism in Eukaryota, Fungi, Ascomycota, Leotiomycetes, Helotiales, Helotiaceae.
AUGGACUUGCAGACCCAAGCGGUCGCAUAUUAUGUGAAUGUUCAUCUGCAGACGUCAACCAUUGCACCACAUGUCGCGCAGGGCUUAGCUGAAUGCGUUUCGUUCUGGUCCGCUGGUGGUGAUACAUGUCCCAUGGUAGAUCUGGCUCUCACUACGGUUUCGCUCGCUGUAUUCGCGCGUAUCCAAAGACAUCCAGCAGCAGCAUCGAUAGCGUCUUCUAAAUAUCACCGACUGCUCCAGCUCGCACAAUUGAGGAUAUCUUCAUUAGCCGAACACUACGUUGAUGGAUCUUUACUCACGGUAUUUCUGAUGGGUCGCUACGAAGCGCUCAAUUUGCCACAAAUUCGUGUCGACUCUCAGACUUCCUUCGAAUCGCUCCAUAGUUGGUCACAUCAUGAUGGUGCCAUGGCGGUUUUGAGCAUGUGGUACGAGACUCCUGGCCGUAAGGCUGCCUCCUUGAUCAUUAGAAAUACGAGGAGAGAUGCUCUCAGAUCUUGCAUACUUCGUAGUAGGCGAGUGCCAGACUGGUUAACAGAUGGCGAGAUCUUUGGUGAGACAAGGGAAGAAGCACAUUGUGAUUUGCUCGUCGUUCGUAUAGCAAAUUUAUACGCAGAAACUCGCUUGCUUCAACGAGAGCGCCAACCGCAAAUAUCGAGAGUGUUGGCCCUGAGCGAUGAAGCUCGGGAUUUAGAUAAAUCUCUCGUCGGGUGGCCAGAAACUUUGCCCCCCUCAUGGUCAUAUCAGCAACACCAAAUUCCGGGGCAGGAGCAAACACCUAAAAGCCACUUCUAUUCAUCCUCCGUGUAUAGCUACUCGAAUCAUGGCAUAGGCGCGAUAUGGUGUCAAUACUUCUCUACAAGGAUGUUUCUCGCCAGUAUCAGAUUGAAGAUUCUCAACCUCAAUUAUCCUACUCCAUCAUUCAGCCUCAUGUACGAGCUCCAGCGAUUGAAGUGCACCAACUUGAUCAACUCCAUGUCGGCCGGUCUGGCCGCGAGCAUACCUUUUUGCCUGGAGAGGUUUGAAUUCUCGCCGAAUGCUUGUCCAAUCGGUGACCAGGACUCAAUAAUUGUGAAGGCAGACAAGCAAGUGGACCCAAGUCUUGCUACCCUGGUGGUAUGGCCAUUAGGACUUGGUGGAAGCCUGCCAGAAGUUGAUCCGGACUACGGACAAUGGUUCAAGUCCCAAUUGGCACAUCUUGGUCGAGUGACGGGCGCAGGCGUGCUCGAAUGCGCAGAGAAUCAGGAGUGGGCGACUCUCUAA